This is a messenger RNA of Bacidia gigantensis, 639 nucleotides long. RefSeq lists its product as uncharacterized. The record is from RefSeq and is a predicted model, not a curated record. The transcript has 2 exons. NCBI's taxonomy places the organism in Eukaryota, Fungi, Ascomycota, Lecanoromycetes, Lecanorales, Ramalinaceae. Bases 1 to 639 code for a protein of 212 amino acids. Gene Ontology annotation, molecular function: sedoheptulose-bisphosphatase activity. Gene Ontology annotation, biological process: ribose phosphate biosynthetic process.
AUGGACGCGCAAAAUACAGCGGCUCUAUCGAGAACGCUGGACGCGGGUAAUGCGGCGGGACAGCCGAAGACGCGACUCCUGCGCCUUUACCUUGUCCGGCAUGGCGAGACGGCGUGGUCGCUUACCGGGCAGCACACCGGCCUUGCGGACAUCCCAUUAACUGCGAAAGGCGAGGACGAGGCGCGGGCGCUGAUAAGUCUCCUGCGCGAUAUUCCCUUUGAUUCGAUACUGGUCAGUCCCCGGCAGCGGGCCCAGCGAACGCGGGCAUUGGCCCUGCCCGACAGCGCUGCCACAAUCGAACCGGAUUUGGCGGAAUGGGAUUACGGCGAUUACGAGGGGCGGAUAACGGCGGAUAUACUCCGGGAGCAGCCGCAUUGGGACUUGUUUCGGGAUGGCAGUCCACGCGGGGAAUCGCCCGCGCAGGCCUUUCGAAAAGUCAUUUAUCGUUGGCUGGAUACGCAAAACGGCCCAGCAGACAAACUGGUUCGAUACCAGCAGCAAAUUACGCUUCGGAAACUUGGAAGCAAAGAACAACAGGCCGCAGAACCUGAUGAUCCUGCGGCCUAUCAUUUUUACUUGCGAGGGGAAAGUGCGUGCCACGAACUAAUCAAGGCCUGCCUGAUAUAUGGCAUCAAGUAG